CAGCUCAUUCGAGAAUUUCGCAAUGAUUUCCCCCAUGUCUUUUCCGAGCUUUCGAUCGCUCCGACGCUCCCGCCGGAGGGCUUCGUCACUCACGCCCAACCAGGCGCCCUGGAGCCUGCGCCCUGGGUCGAACAACCGUCCACGCGCUCGAAUCCCCUCCGUUUUGUGAAUCCGACGAGUCAGCCGCAUGACGUAUACACACCACUGCCCGAUCAAAUGUGCGCCGUUCUGCAUAGCCCGGCGGGGGACUUACACACCCCGACCAUGGAGUGGAACCUGACCAGCUCGCCCUUCCGCUGGACACAAAUGGUCAGCGCCCAGACGGCCCGUUCCCAGGAUGACCCGUCACCCGCCAAUAUCGCCGCGUUUCCCUCGCUCGACCCGAGUCAGGUCUUCUCGAAUGCGGACCCAUUCGCCCCGACAUUCGAUGCGCCACCUGGCGUCGCGCGCUAUUAUGACCAUGAUCCUGGGGAAUACGUGGCGCCGGAGGAGUGCGAUCGGAAAGAGUCAUUUGUGUCAUCCAUCCGGGAACUCUCGACGGACCAUUCAGUAUCGCUGGCGUCGAAUGUCCCGGAGAGAGUCUCCCCACAUCCAGAAAUCCCGUACUUGUUUCCCAGUUCUGUCCCGGCCACCGGUGGAUGCUAACGUGGGCGAACCAUGCAGAUUCCGCUACCAUGUCAUUCUCCAUGCGCCCACCGCGAUGUUCGACCAUGCCCGCGACAUUCCUGUGACCUAUCUGAACAAAGCCCAGGCCUACACCAUCACGGUUGUCGACUCCCGCCCGCCGGUCGCGCCCGCCGAACCAGUCCAAUACCGGACCCGAAUCGGAAUCGCGUUCGAAGAGCCCACCCACCGAUCCAAUCCGGCCACUUGCUGGCAGCUGUGGCACGACGCGCGAGGUGGGAGUGACGCUGAGCGACGCGGCAGCAGCCCGUGUGCGAUAGAAGUGGUGGCGCUGAAGGGAGGUGGCCAAGAGAUGCCUGAUCCGACGUGGCAUCUCGAAAGUGCAUCCUUUAACCAGUUUUGUGUUUCGUGGAUGAGCUCGGGUGAGGCGCGGCCGUCGGAAUGCCGGAUGCUCGUGCGAUUCCACUUUCUCUCCACGGAUUUCACUCAAUCCAAGGGGGUCAAGGGAGUUCCAGUGCGAUUAUGCGCGAAGACGGAGAGGAUCUCUUCCCCGGAAGGCCCGCUGGCAGGUGAGACGGAGGCGGAGAUCUGUUAUUGCCGAGUGAAAGUUUUCCGGGAUCAUGGUGCCGAAAGAAAGCUAGCCAACGAUGUCACUCACAUCCAGAAGUCGAUUGAGCGUGUCGAGAAACAGAUCGCCCGGGCGGACUACCACGGGGGUGCCCUAGGUAAGAAGCAGAAGCGCCGGAACGUCGCGCGCGGGACGACCCCGAAUGACCCGACCCGAUCGAUGAGUCGCUCCCCCAGCGUGUCGACCCCAGGCGACCUGUACAAGGUGUUGUACGAUCUGCAGCAGUUGUUCUCGUCCCCCCGCUCGGUGAGCGUGUUCUCUCUACCCGGGGAUGAGCAGGACGACCCUGAUCAGUUGGCUAGCAUCACGUUGGGGAACCAUACGCCCGAUGGGACGGACGUGCCUGGCGAUGCCGACCGCGACGGUCCAUCUGAAGACGGUUUGCAGGGUCGACCGUCUCGUUCUCCCACUCAACGGUCAUCGAGUAUCACGACGGGCCAGGCCAUGUCGACAGACCCGGCGCCCGGUGAGAUUUGCCGAUUUCGACUUGCAGUCGAUGGGAAAGCUAACCGAUCCUUAGUGGCUUGUUUCUACAUCCAAAUCCAGAAGAGUCACCGUUCGAGUCCCUAUUACCAUGCGGUGUACCUGGCCAAGCGGACCGUCCGCGAUCUGACGUUGCAGCUGGCCAAGCAUGCCCAUGUUGACCCGAGAGGCAUCGUUCGCCUGGUUCAUGUCAAGCGAAUGGGAUUAUCGAUCAUGGUCGAUGACGAUGUGAUCCAAUAUAUGCUAGAGGGUCAAGAUAUGAUUGCGAGCUUCGUAGAGAUCCCCGCAGUGAACCGUGAUAUGCGUUGCCGGCCUCGGUUCGAGGUUCAAUUGACCUAUUAGCCAUGACGAGGGCGCCCUUGAGCCAGUCAACUUUAUAGUGUACUGGGCAAUAUCCUUCUAAGAGAACCAUAAGACACUCCGUACACUUCUUGGGGCCAUGCUGUCGCUGGCACCAGUUCUUUCAACCGCUCGGCAGAUCUUGCUCCGAGGACUUCGCAUGGGCGAAUGGAUUAUCGUCGAUCGGCGACUCCUCGAUGAACCUCCAGGGAAGCGUAGAUAAUCUGCCUU
This is a messenger RNA of Aspergillus pseudotamarii, 2305 nucleotides long. RefSeq names its product CP2 transcription factor-domain-containing protein. Lineage: Eukaryota; Fungi; Ascomycota; Eurotiomycetes; Eurotiales; Aspergillaceae. The transcript has a single exon. Gene Ontology annotation, molecular function: DNA-binding transcription activator activity, RNA polymerase II-specific; RNA polymerase II cis-regulatory region sequence-specific DNA binding. Gene Ontology annotation, biological process: regulation of transcription by RNA polymerase II. The coding region runs from base 338 to 2077 and encodes 579 amino acids. The record is from RefSeq and is a predicted model, not a curated record. Gene Ontology annotation, cellular component: nucleus.